This is a messenger RNA of Truncatella angustata, 1729 nucleotides long. RefSeq names its product putative efflux pump antibiotic resistance protein. The transcript has 3 exons. Gene Ontology annotation, molecular function: transmembrane transporter activity. The coding region runs from base 127 to 1641 and encodes 504 amino acids. Gene Ontology annotation, biological process: transmembrane transport. Lineage: Eukaryota; Fungi; Ascomycota; Sordariomycetes; Amphisphaeriales; Sporocadaceae. The record is from RefSeq and is a predicted model, not a curated record.
CGUCUCAAUCAUGUCCCUGAGUCCACAUCAUCCCCUGUAGAGGGGGAAAACGGACACACCAAUGGCUCUGAGCCAGGGAAGGAAGCAGAGCAGCCAGCUCCCGAUGACUAUCCUGGUGGUCUGCGCAUGACCCUCCUUCUAAGCGCUGUCAUUUUCUGUAUCUUUGUCAUGUCAUUGGAUAUGACAAUUGUUGGUACGGCCAUUCCCAAGAUCACCGACGACUUUGACGGCCUUGAACAAGUUCCCUGGUAUGGUUCGGCUUACUUCAUGACAUUCGGUGGCUUCCAAUCUUCCUGGGGCAAGGUCUAUCGAUAUGUCCCUUUGAAGAUCACGUACCUUCUGACCAUGGCCCUCUUCGAGAUUGGAAGUCUCGUGUGCGCCACGGCACCGAAUGCUACCGCUUUCAUCGUGGGAAGAGCUAUUGCAGGUCUUGGUGGCGCUGGUAUUGCAGCGGGAGGAUAUACAGUCAUCGCCCUGUCCUCGAGACCUGAGAGGAGACCGGUAUACGUAGGUGCGAUUGGCACCACAUAUGGUGUUGCCGCCGUUCUUGGUCCCGUCUUGGGCGGUGUCUUCUCUGAUCGAGUCACCUGGCGCUGGUGCUUCUACAUCAACCUGCCUAUUGGAAUCGCUGCUACGGCGGUCAUUCUGCUUCUUUUCAAGGUUCCCGGAAAUGCACGCAUCACUGUACCUGCGACCUGGCGGGAAAAACUUCUGCAAACAGACCCUGUCGGUGUUGCAUUGACAAUGGCCGCCAUAAUUUGCUUCAUUCUCGCAAUGCAGGCUGGCGGCCAAAGCCAUCCCUGGAACAGUGGCUAUGUCAUUGGGCUCCUUGUGGCCUCUAUCAUUCUUAUGAUACUGCUAGUUCCCUGGGAGAUAUUUCAAAAAGAACGAGCCAUGGUCGUGCCUCGCUUGAUCAAGCAACGCUUCCUCUGGAGCAGUUCAAUUUACCAAUUCUGCUACGGUGCCUCUUACAACGUCCUCCUAUAUUAUCUCCCUAUCUACUUCCAGAGUGUCGACAAUGUGUCGCCGAUCGAGUCUGGUGUACGGAACCUCCCGAUGGUUAUUGCAGUGAGUUUAGGCAACGUCGCUGGAGGCUUCCUGAUGUCAAAGACAGGCUAUCCUGUUCCGCCGAUGAUCGCUGGAGCAGCCAUUGCAACAGUAUCCAGUGGCUUGUUCUACACUCUGGACAUUGGUACUUCCGACGGGAAAUGGAUUGGAUACCAAAUCCUCGCCGGUGUGGCUUGGUCAAUUCCAUUCCAGUACAGCUUGAACAUUGCCCAAGCCAAUGUCGAACCACAGGAUAUCUCUUCUGCAACAGCUAUCAUUUUCUUUGCCCAGAUUAUUGGCCAAGCUUUUGCUCUUUCGGCGGCGCAAUCCGCCUUUGUGAACGUGCUCAUCAACUACUUGUCUGCAAAUGCUCCACAUAUUAGUACGGCCGAGGUCAUCACAACGGGAGCGACAGGUUUUCGAACAGCCUUUCCACCUGAUCAAGUCCUUGAAAUCGUACGCGGAUAUAUGGAAGGCGUGAGGGCCACAUUCGCCGUAGCGAUUGGUCUAGCUGGCGUGUCAUUCCUGAGCGCCUUUCUAGUUCCGUUUAGAAAGAUGGGUGGAGGCAAGCCGGAGACCCCAGCGGGAGAAUGAUCGGUCCCGAAAAACCAGAAGGACUGGAAGGGGCUGCAUCGCCUUUCUUCUAUUCCGACUGACCUUAAUCGCAAUGCUCGAUCAAAAC